Knipowitschia caucasica is the source of this 522-nucleotide messenger RNA. The record is from the annotation of a GenBank genome assembly. Lineage: Eukaryota; Metazoa; Chordata; Actinopteri; Gobiiformes; Gobiidae.
AUGGAGCCGCUGCCAGGAACUCGGCCCAAAAGAGAAAACUCAUGGGAGAAAGGUUCCCAGGGUUCUCAAGGCUCGUCUUCCUCGCUGUCGUCUGCAAAAGUGUCCAGUCCAGAGGAAGAGAAGGACGGCUCUUCUCCUGAAGUGGAGGUUCCUGUGGACGAGGUUCCCUCGGUACCAUCCUACAUCUCGGACCGGUACAGAGUGGGUCGAAUGCUGGGGGACGGGAACUUCGCCGUGGUCCGUGAGUGUGUGGAGCUGUCGACCGGCCGCGAGUACGCGCUCAAGAUCAUCAACAAGGGAAAGUGCAGAGGAAAGGAACACAUGAUCCAGAACGAGGUGGCCAUCCUGCGCAGAGUCAAGCAUCCCAACAUUGUGCUCCUGAUCGAGGAGGUGGACACCUACAGCCAGCUCUACCUGGUCAUGGAGCUGGUCAAGCAAGAGUGUGGAGAGGUGAGGGAGGAGGUGAGGGAGGAGGUGAAAGAGGAGGUGAGGGAGGAGGUGAGUGAGGAGGUGAGUGAGUGA